UGCAAUGCCAGGCAGGCAGGCAGGGGAGGCGGCCUCGUGAAACCCCAGGGGGAGAGAGGCCCCUCAAUUGGAGGAGCUGCCGCUCAGUGCAAGUCUGCAGAGCUCCUGCUUCGCAAGCAGAAGCUGCCAGGUACAAGCCCUGGCUGCUGGCAGCCUCUCCAUAUCGCAGCAGGCCUGGGGAAGACGGUGCAUCGGCAGCUGGACGGAGUGUGUGGCUCCGUAGAAGGAGCUCUCUAGCCAGGCUUCCCUCCUCUGGGAUCAGGUCACAGAGAUCUUUCUGCUGGUGGCAAGAAGAGCUCCGCUUUGCCUGCAGAAAGCCCCAGGUCCAGUUUUUGGCAGCAUCUCCAGGGAAAACUGGGGCCGUAGCUCAGUGGUUGAGCAUCUGCUUGCAGACAGAAGGUCCCAGGUCUCUCCAGGCAGGGCUGGGAAAGGCUCCUGCCUGAAGCCUUGGAGACGCCACUGCCAGUCAGUGUAGACAAUACUGAGCUUGAUAGCUCAGGGGUCAGACUCAGUAUAAGGCAGCUUCUAAUGUCCCUAAUGACCCCUGGAGGAGCCCCACCAGAGAAGAUUGAGCUGGAUGCACCCAGGAUUUGAAAGAGUAGAAGUUAACCUAGUCUUGAGGCUGAAAGGUCUUCCUCUGGAAUUCUAGUGGGUGAGCUAAGCUGUCCCUCUAUGGGGCACUGAAAAAUAUGAGGGAUGGUGGUGAUUGGUGCUGAUGCUGAGAAAUAUUGACUUACAUCAACUCUGCAAUGUACUGAUCUUUAAAACACUUCUCUGGACACCACUAGGAAUCCAUAUUCCUGGGCUUGAUGGACCAAUAAUCUCUCAACAUGAGACACUGUUUGAAGUCCAUAAAUAGGGGGAAACCUGCAUCCCAGCAGGUAUGAAGAAGGAGAUUGCAUGGAAAAGCUCUUGGUUGUGAAAUAAUGGAGAAAAGAACAGUGAGUGCCUUGUGUUGCUCAGACAAAUCAAAGUUGUAUGAAUCAAAUAUUAAGCUGUGUGAGCAUUUGAAUUAUACAGAACCCUUCAUCCAUAUUAAUUUUCUUUUUUAAAAAACAUAAAUGAAAGUUAGGGGGGAUUGUUCCUGAAUAAAGGUUUGAUGAAACUGUGUUAGUAUUUGAUGCUCUCUGCUAUUUAGUGUUUUCUCCCCCACCCGCAUUUUCUCAGGAAGAAGCUGAAUUUUAAUGUGAAUUAUAUGCUUGUCUUUUGUGACUAAGCAGUGGCUUCAUCAAACUCUUCUUGCCUUGGGCAGCAAAGUAGCAUUAGAGGAAGAAGAGCUUUUGAGUGCAUUGGGAGCUUAAUUUGAGCAUAGAGAGACCAUGGAUUUGCAAAGCCCAGCAAAUAGCGAAUCGGGGAAGGGAGAAGAAAAAGGCCCUCAAGCCACCCAGUCUGGCAAUGACAAGGAAUUCUGGGAACGAACUUUGCAGAAGAUACUGGGAAGAAACAGUACUAGCUCAGAUGUCCAGGGCUGGAGAUUCAGACACUUCGUCUACCAGGAAGUUGAGGGCCCCCGAGAGGUUUGCAGCCAACUCCACCACCUUUGCCAUCAGUGGCUGCAGCCAGACACACACACGAAAGCUCAGAUUCUGGACCUGGUGGUCCUGGAGCAGUUCCUGACCAUCCUGCCCCCGGAGAUGGAGAGCUGGGUCAGAGAAUGUGGAGCGGAGACCAGUUCGCAGGCGGUGGCCCUGGCAGAAGGUUUCCUCCUGAGCCAGGCAGAGGAGAAGAAGCAGGAAGAGCAGCAGACAGAUGGGAUGUUAGCCAAAGCAGCCCCUGAGCUCCCAGAGUCUGAGACGGCUCCGUUGGUGACCCGACAGCAGCCACUGUGCAGGGGUAUUGUGCAGGAGAGUGACGGAGGCACCGUGGUGCUGGGCAGUGAAAUGACACCGGCGACUCCUCCUGGAGCGUCUCUUCUUGGUGGUGGAGUGGAAACUGUUGCUGUGCACUCACCAGAUCAGGAGGGGGCUCUGCUGGAUCCAGGCCAAAGGGCUCUGCACAGGGAAGUCCUGGAGGAGAUUUCUGGGCAUCUGGCCUUUCUGGGUGAUUGGAGGGCGGGAGAGAAACAGGCCGAUGGAGCGGGAAGGAGAACUGAAGGGAGCCAGAAGAGGAGGCAGACUAGUCCUUCUGAAGGGCCAGACAUGCAUUCCAUCCCAAUCCCAGGAGAAUGCCACAAGGGAAGCAGCAGGACUAAGAUCUCGCAGGAUGUAGAAACCUUGACUAGUCAGCCACAUCUGAGCAGACAUCCCAGAAUCCACACAGGUGAGAAACCCUAUAUCUGCUCAGAGUGUGGAAAGAGCUUCAAUCAGAAAGCAGCACUUACUGUCCAUCAAAGAAUCCACACAGGUGAGAAGCCUUUUAAAUGCUCGGAAUGUGGAAAGUGCUUCAGUCAGAAAGGAACGCUUAUUUCCCAUCAAAGAGUCCACACAGGAGAGAAACCAUAUACCUGCUCAGAGUGUGGAAAAAGCUUCAGCCAUAAGGCAACGCUUAGUUCGCAUAAGCAAGUACACAGAGGACAUAAACCAUAUGCCUGUUCAGAGUGUGGAAAGAGUUUUAGUCAAAAUGUACAGCUUACAUUGCAUCAAAGAAUCCACACAGAUGAGAAGCCUUAUAAAUGUUCAGAAUGUGGAAAGAGUUUCUCUCGGUGUGACAAGCUUACUGUACAUCAAAGAGUCCACACAGGAGAGCAACCAUAUGCCUGCUCAGAGUGUGGAAAGAGCUUCAGUCAGAUGGCAGCACUCACUGUCCAUCAAAGAAUCCACACAGGUGAGAAGCCUUUUAAAUGCUCGGAAUGUGGAAAGUGCUUCAGUCAGAAAGGAACGCUUAUUUCCCAUCAAAGAGUCCACACAGGAGAGAAACCAUAUACCUGCUCAGAGUGUGGAAAAAGCUUCAGCCAUAAGGCAACGCUUAUUUCUCAUAAGCAAGUACACACAGGAGAUAAACCAUAUUACUGCACGGAGUGUGGAAAGAGUUUUUGUCAGAAUGUACAACUUACAUUGCAUCAAAGAACCCACACUGAUGAGAAGCCUUUUAAAUGCUCGGAAUGCGGAAAGAGUUUCACUCGGUGUGACAAGCUUACUGUCCAUCAGAGAGUCCACACAGGAGAGCAACCAUAUACCUGCUCAGAGUGUGGAAAGAGUUUCAGUCAGAUGGCAGCACUCACUGUCCAUCAGAGAAUCCACACAGGUGAGAAGCCAUUUAAAUGCUCAGAAUGUGGAAAGAGCUUCAGUCAGAAGGGAACACUUAUUUCCCAUCAAAGAGUCCACACAGGAGAGAAACCAUAUGCCUGCUCGGAGUGUGGAAAGAGAUUCGGCCAUAAGGCAACACUCAGUUCUCAUAAGCAAGUACAUACAGGAGAUAAACCAUAUACCUGCUCAGAGUGUGGAAAGAGUUUUAGUCAAAACGUACAGCUUACACUGCAUCAAAGAAUCCACACAGGUGAGAAGCCCUUUAAAUGCUCAGAAUGUGGAAAGAGCUUCAGUCAGAAGGUAUCGCUUAUUUCCCAUCAAAGAGUCCACACAGGAGAGAAACCAUAUACAUGCUCAGAGUGUGGAAAGAGCUUCAGCCAUAAGGCAACGCUUAUUUCUCAUAAGCGAGUCCACACUGGAGAGAAACCUUAUACCUGCUCAGAGUGUGGAAAAGGCUUUAGUCAAAAUGUACAGCUUACACUGCAUCAAAGAACCCACACAGGUGAGAAGCCCUUUAAAUGCUCAGAAUGUGGAAAGAGCUUCAGUCAGAAGGUAUCACUUAUUUCCCAUCAGAGAGUCCACACAGGAGAAAAACCAUAUACCUGCUCAGAGUGUGGAAAGAGUUUCUGCCAUAAGGCAACGCUUAGUUCUCAUAGGCGAGUCCACACAGGAGAUAAACCAUAUACCUGUUCAGUAUGUGGAAAGAGCUUUACUCAAAAUGUACAGCUUACACUGCAUCAAAGAACCCACACAGGUGAGAAGCCCUUUAAAUGCUCAGAAUGUGGAAAGAGCUUCAGUCAGAAAAUAACACUUAUUUGCCAUCAAAGAGUCCACACAGGAGAGAAACCAUAUACCUGCUCAGAGUGUGGAAAACGCUUCGGCCACAAGGCAACACUUAGUUCUCAUAAGCGAGUCCACACAGGAGAUAAACCCUAUUCCUGCUCAGAUUGUGGAAAAAGAUUUAGGCAAAACGUACAACUUACAUUGCAUCAAAGAAUCCACACAGGUGAGAAGCCCUUUAAAUGCCCAGAAUGUGGAAAGAGCUUCAGACAGAAGGUAUCACUUAUUUCCCAUCAAAGAGUCCACAUAGGAGAGAAACCGUGUACCUGCUCAGAGUGUGGAAUGAGCUUUAGUCAAAAUCUACAACUUACAUUGCAUCAAAGAAUCCACACAGGUUAGAGGCCUUUUUAUGUCCAUAUAGUAGAAGGAGCUUUAGUUAUAGUUAUCACCUUAUCUCCCAUCUAAGAACAGAUGCCGAAAGGAAAUCAUAUCAGUUAUUCAAGUGUGGAAAGCAUUUCAGUAAGGUUGCAAUGCUUAUUGUCCAUCAAAGAGGUCACACAGGAGAGAAAUCAUAUACUGCUCAGCCUGUGGAAUGAGUUUCAGUCAGAAGGCAACACAUAUCUCAUUCAAGAAUCUGCAUAGCUGAGGAGCCUUUUAAAUGCUCAGAAUGUGGAAAGUGCACACUUUACUUCCCAUCACAGAACUUGCACAGGAACUGGAAAUCACAUAUGUGCUUGGAGUGUGGAAAGAGCCUCAGUGAGAACACAACACUUUCCAUCUAAGAGUCCA
Hemicordylus capensis (graceful crag lizard) is the source of this 4754-nucleotide messenger RNA. RefSeq names its product zinc finger protein 420-like. Gene Ontology annotation, biological process: regulation of DNA-templated transcription. The transcript is spliced from 5 exons. NCBI's taxonomy places the organism in Eukaryota, Metazoa, Chordata, Lepidosauria, Squamata, Cordylidae. The coding region runs from base 1320 to 4364 and encodes 1014 amino acids. The record is from RefSeq and is a predicted model, not a curated record.